UUUGGACAGUUUGUAACAUUUGGACAGCGUCUUCGCUGAGUCGUGCUUCAGGUUUUGGUUCAUGGACUGUUGCUCUGUUAAACAUCGACAGACAAAGUCAAACAGGUCAAAUGUUGCUUCAGCUUAAACCAUCUGUGGGACGAUUAUCCAGAUAAAGUGUUACCAAAAAAUGAAGUGUCAGAGUUCAACUGGAGCUCUUAUGUAACUCAAUAACUACUCCUGUGAUUGGCUGGAAAUAUCUGACUCCACCCCCUGCCAAGCAGAAGGACUUGAUGAAAACGUGAAUUUUAUCACAUGGAGCAGUGAGACGGUGUGAAGCAACUCAGCUACAGAAACUGAAGGAAGUGAAGAGGCCGUGUUGACCUGUGGACAUGGACAAACAGGCGAUGCUGCUGCUGCUGUUGGCGGCGCUGAACUUUGCUCAAACCGAAGUCAAUGUCAAAUACUUUGUGGAAGGUGGAAACAUGGUUCUGGAGCCUUCUGUCUCUGAACGUAUCACCAACAUCCUGUGGAAACACAAUGACUACCUGCUGGCUGAGUGGGUAGAAAACGAGGUUGAUCUGACUUAUUACGAUUCUUUUGCCAGCCGCACAACCCUGAACAUAACCACUGGACGUCUGGAGAUCACGAAGGUGACUAAAGCUGACGUCGGUUUGUACUCUUUACAAAUUAACGAUAGGAUCUAUAAUGAGAGUUAUGACGUUAAAGUGAUCAAGGAAGUGCCCAAGCCUACAGUCCGGCUCGGUCAGCAGGACAAUAAGCCUUCGCUGAUCUGUGAGGGUGAAACUGAAGCAGCUGAACCCGUCACCUACACCUGGACAAAGAACGGUCACGAGCAGAACUAUGGAAAAACCUUGGAGGUCCCCAGAUCUGAGUUAUUUCAUUUUCAAACCUUCUCCUGCCGGAUGAAGAACCCAGUCAGUGAGAAAGAAAGUCGGCCCUUACUCAUCUCGAUUGUUAAGUUCUGAUCAUCAGGAGGUCGAAGGUUUGAUGAACAGCUGGAACAUCUCGAAAUGUUCACAGCUGCAUGUUAACCCUCUGCCAUGUACCUGUUUGAUCAUAUGUGACAAACAGAGUUCAGAUGUGAAGUUAAAUGAGAAUAAACUUUAUUUGUUUUAUAAUUUCAGAACACGUUUCAAACAAACCGCAGUAACAAAAGCUACAGUCACAAAAAACAUCAGUGAUGAGUCCACCAUGUCCUCGGGUGGAGGAGCUUGAUUUUUGUAAAGGUGCUUCACAUGAGGAGCAAAACAUAAUAAUGCAUAUAAAUAAAUGUUACUACUCAUUUUUCUAAAUAUCAGGCUGCAAUAAUAAUAAUAAUAAAUGUAAAUUUCUUAAAUAAAUCAUAAGUAAAUUUCAAAAAGACAUUUUUUUUAAGCUUGAUGUUUUUAUGAGCACAUUUUUGUGCGAAGGGACCUUAACGUGAGGAUUUUAUGAGAAAAAUAAUGCAUAUAAAUAAAUGUUGCUGCUAAUCUUUCACAUAGAACA
Molecule: messenger RNA, 1488 nt
Organism: Larimichthys crocea (large yellow croaker)
Lineage: Eukaryota; Metazoa; Chordata; Actinopteri; Sciaenidae
Product: SLAM family member 9
Exons: 2
Coding region: 372-968 (198 amino acids)
Cellular component (GO): membrane
Source: RefSeq, a predicted model, not a curated record